AUGAUGUCGUGGGCAUUCAAUGCAACUGCAGAACAAACCAGAAGAUCUUUGAGGAUAGAUGAUUGGCCAUGGCUAGAUAAAGUUCAAGUAUUUUUCAUAAUCAUUGCUGUUCUCAUGGGUCUAUUCUCUUUAUUUUUCCUAUGUAUUGGAUUUACUGCAACUGGCGGAACAAGAGAGACAAUGUAUAAAGAUGAUAACUCUCGGUGUGGUGGUAAAGCAGCCUGUGUGAUUGCAAUGAUGUUUGAUAUAUUAUUGAUUAUCGCAUGGUUAUUCAUCAUUUCAAUUGUCUCUUGGCUCUGCAUAUUUUAUUAUUUUUUCAAUCGUCUUUGCAACAAUCUCCCGAGCUACACAGAUGGAGAUUGUAUAGAUCUUCAUGUUUUUUGGCCAUUGGUUUCUGAUUUUGCCAACUCGAAUUUGAGAAUGUGUGGCGGAGACGUUCAGCAGUUCUGUGCUCUAACAUCCACCGCCUUCUCCUGGUAUGUCAUUGGUUGGGUUGGAUGUGUUCUUAUCAUUCUCGGAAUUCUCUUAUUCUUCGGAAUCCAUGCUUCUAACUAUGCUCAUAUAGGGAAUGCGAACAGAUACAUGGAGCUAGGAAAUCUCCUCCGAUUUGCGGAAGAUCGAGAUUCUGGAGAUGAGCGGAAUUUGAAAAAAGGGAGAGGGGUUCGGCUUCCGGAAAAAUACGAAAUUCAGUCAACACAAUGGAGUGAUUCGAGAGCGAACUAUUCCAUGAGAACUACAACGAGCCGACAAGCCGAGCACAUGUCCGACUCAAUCAGCCAAUUUGAUUAUCGCAGGGAUAAACGACCAAAACCGGUUUAUUAA
Molecule: messenger RNA, 822 nt
Organism: Caenorhabditis briggsae
Lineage: Eukaryota; Metazoa; Nematoda; Chromadorea; Rhabditida; Rhabditidae
Gene: Cbr-nmgp-1
Product: Protein CBR-NMGP-1
Exons: 6
Coding region: 1-822 (273 amino acids)
Biological process (GO): neuron projection development
Cellular component (GO): plasma membrane
Source: RefSeq, a predicted model, not a curated record